Molecule: messenger RNA, 1937 nt
Organism: Caretta caretta (loggerhead turtle)
Lineage: Eukaryota; Metazoa; Chordata; Testudines; Cheloniidae
Gene: ACMSD
Product: aminocarboxymuconate semialdehyde decarboxylase
Biological process (GO): secondary metabolic process
Cellular component (GO): cytosol; cytoplasm
Molecular function (GO): carboxy-lyase activity; hydrolase activity
Source: RefSeq, a predicted model, not a curated record
GGAGAGCGUGGCAGGGCAGCGCGGAGUGAGCGGAGCAUCCAGCACAGGGGGAGGAGGAGACUGGGCUCAGAGCAUCAGGGGGAUGGGGACAGACGGCAAACAAACUCCCCCGGCGGCUCCCUCCAGCGGCUCAUAGCCAGGUGGCUAAAAUACAGGCAGAUUUUCCUCAGAGCAGAUGCCAGUGCCCUUCAGAUUAAUCAACUGGCAGGAGACAAUUUGACAGGUGAAGCAGGCAACUUCUUUUCUUCCAUCUAGACUACAUAUUCAUCAUCACAGCACACCGAUAUUUCAGAAGCCUGCAAACUGGUCAUUUUCCUUUUGGGAAGUUCUGGUGAUGUCAAACCACAUGGAGGUUCUGAAUUCCAGUCCCAAGCUCCCUGGGUUAGCAGAACCUCUCUGCCCCAAGGCCUUAUCCUGUUCUCUGACCAGCACUUGGAAGUUGUCAAGAUCAGCCCUCUAUGAUGAACCAUGAUAUGGUGCCUGAGAGAUAUGGUUAUGGCGGAUGGGUUCAACUGGACCACUAUUGCAAGGGCGAGGCAAAAAUGAUGAAGGAGGGAAAGGUUUUCAGAGUUAUCCAAGAGAACUGCUGGAAUCCAGAGGUUCGGGUUAAAGAGAUGAACAAAUCAGGAGUCACUGUACAAGCCCUUUCUACAGUUCCUGUAAUGUUCAGCUAUUGGGCCAAACCUGAGGAUACUUUAGAUCUGUGCCAAUUAUUAAAUAAUGACUUAGCUGCUACAGUAAAAAAGUACCCCAAGAGGUUUACUGGCCUUGGCACAUUACCUAUGCAAGCACCAGACCUGGCUGUGAAGGAAAUGUAUCGCUGUGUGAAUGAGCUUGGCUUUCCUGGGGUACAGAUAGGAUCUCAUAUCAACGAAUGGGACCUGAAUGCACCAGAACUGUUUGCUGUCUAUGCUGCUGCUGAAUUAUUAAACUGUUGUCUGUUUGUGCAUCCCUGGGACAUGCAGACAAAUGGAAGGAUGUCCAAGUACUGGCUUCCCUGGCUGGUGGGCAUGCCAGGGGAAACAACCAUUGCCAUUUGCUCCAUGAUUAUGGGAGGAAUUUUUGAAAUGUUUCCUAAACUGAAAGUUUGCUUUGCCCAUGGAGGUGGCGCUUUCCCAUAUACAGUAGGGCGUAUUUCCCAUGGAUUCAAUGUGCGUCCUGAUUUGUGUGCAGUGGAUAAUAAAGUUGAUCCAAAGAAAUACCUCGGUUCAUUUUACACGGAUUCACUUAUCCAUGAUCCUCGAGCCCUAAAGCUGCUAAUCGAUGUAAUAGGAGAGGACAAAGUUCUUUUGGGAACAGAUUACCCUUUUCCACUGGGGGAACUAGAACCUGGAAAACUGAUUGAUUCUAUGGAAGAGUUUGAUAAUGGACUAAAGGAUAAACUCAAAGCUGGCAAUGCUCUGGCAUUUUUGGGUCUUGACAGAAAACAAUUUGAAUAACCUUACAGAGACCAAAUUUCAGCGAUAAUAUUGUAUCCUUUUAUAUAUUUGUGUACGUGUAUACACAUGUGUAUUGCUACCAAAUCAAUGUCAAAUAAAAUCUACAUAUAAAUGAUAGUAUUUACUGGUAUCCUCAAAGUAAAAGCAAGGGCACUAGAAAUCCACAUGUGGGAAUUUCUGUGUCCUAAGGAUUUAGGUUGUACCUGCAGAUUUUUGGGAUCCCUGCUUUUCUACAGAGAUUUCAUUUCUUUCAAUUGUGAUGAUGAUAAUCUUCUGAAUACAAAUCAAUGCAGAGUUAUCAGUACCAGGUUUCUUGAAAAAACAAAUAGCUCAAUGAGAGUUGUGAAUUUCCCCCAUUUAUUUCAGCUGUUAACUAUGAACCCUAAUGAUCACAAUGUAAAUAUUAAUACAUAAAUAAUUGACAGUGUGAUUCAAUGUUCCAUUCACUUAAAAGGGUAUUCUUCAUGAAUAAAGCUGCAUGUUUUAAAUGUGAAAAUA